ACGGGGCAACUGUCAAAACGGAAUUUGUUUCUCAUCGCUUGCGAAGGUAAAUUUCUGCUGUUUCAUCCGGCAAGCGGAUUGUUAAUUUCACGUUCCCCGUAGUGCAUUCGUGUAAACAGUUUAAUUUCCAUUAAAAAUGAGUUCAAUCGGAACCGGUUAUGACCUAUCGGCAUCACAGUUCUCGCCCGAUGGUCGCGUUUUCCAGAUUGAGUACGCGGCCAAAGCGGUGGAGAACAGUGGCACGGUGAUCGGUCUGCGGGGCAAGGACGGUGUAGUGCUGGCGGUUGAAAAACUGAUCACGAGCAAACUGUACGAGCCGGAUUGUGGUACGCGCAUCUUUACCAUCGAUACUUCCAUCGGAAUGGCCAUCAGUGGAAUGAUUACCGACGGUAGAGCGGUGGUCGAUAUCGCACGCCAGGAGGCGGCCAGCUAUCGACAGCAGAACAAUCGCCCCAUUCCGCUAAAGCAGCUGAACGACCGUCUGUCGAGCUACUUCCACGCGUACACCCUCUACAGUGCCGUGCGUCCGUUCGGUGUGAGCGUGAUUUUGGCCUCGUGGUCGGAGGAGAAAGGUCCCGAAAUGUACAUGAUCGACCCGUCGGGAGUGUCGUGUGGUUACUUCGGAUGCGCCGUCGGCAAAGCGAAACAAACUGCCAAGACGGAAAUUGAAAAGUUGAAGCUUGCCGACAUGAGCGUCAAGGACCUUGUGCUGACGGCCGGCAAGAUCAUCUACCAAGUGCACGAUGAGCUGAAGGACAAAGACUUCAAGCUGGAGCUCAGUUGGGUGUGCCAGGAUUCCAACGGCAUCCACAAGACCGUCCCGGCCGAGGUGUACGCCGCGGCAAACCGGGCCGGCCAGGAAGCGGUCGACGAGGACGAUAGUGAUAACGAGAUCUAAGUUUAAGGCAUUCGGCACUGGUACGAACAUCAUACAUCGGAAAUAGGUUUGUCCGGGUGGUUUUUUUUUGUCAGCCACCGGAGGAGAUGGCUCUUUGUGAAGGAAGUAAAAAAACACGUACGUACGGUUGGUUGAAA
Anopheles merus is the source of this 1035-nucleotide messenger RNA. RefSeq names its product proteasome subunit alpha type-3 (gene Prosalpha7). The coding region runs from base 137 to 898 and encodes 253 amino acids. NCBI's taxonomy places the organism in Eukaryota, Metazoa, Arthropoda, Insecta, Diptera, Culicidae. The transcript has 5 exons. The record is from RefSeq and is a predicted model, not a curated record. Gene Ontology annotation, cellular component: nucleus; synapse; proteasome core complex, alpha-subunit complex. Gene Ontology annotation, biological process: ubiquitin-dependent protein catabolic process.